Molecule: messenger RNA, 1532 nt
Organism: Gadus morhua (Atlantic cod)
Lineage: Eukaryota; Metazoa; Chordata; Actinopteri; Gadiformes; Gadidae
Exons: 4
Coding region: 495-1532 (345 amino acids)
Source: RefSeq, a predicted model, not a curated record
CGGUCUCGCUGCGCUAGUGAUAGAGAAGGCAGCUACACUAUGGCUUUAUUUUAUUCAAGAUGUUUGCAGGAUUUGCCUUCAAUCUCGAUAAGUGAUGUUCAUCGACUGGUCCAGACGGGGAGCUCUGCCCCCAGAAGCAAGAGGGAGAAGGGAUUUAAAAUGUAUCUGUCAAGUUACAUAGACAAUUAUGAAGAUAACUUUUGAAAACAGCUCGCCUGUUACAAUUGCUGCUGCUGAAUGCACAUGUGUUGCUGGAAAAGUCCUGUGCAAUCACAAUGUUGGACUUCUUUUUCAAACGGCACAUUACUCAACCCUGAGACUGAAGGCAGUUCCCCCCGUCCUUAGCUGCACAGAAACAGAGCAGAAAUGGCAUAAGCCACGGACUAUGGUAAGCACUUAAUACCAAAGUGAGAAUAUUAUUUAUUAUUAAUACUAUUGUUGUUAUUGUUCUUUGUGAACUUUUAUAGGGUGUGAAACCAGGUAGAGUGAGUGACAUGGUCGUCAUUUCUACAAAGCUUAAACCUAGGCAGUACACAGUCGCUGAUGGUGUAAGGAGUAAGCGCUACAAAGCAGUGCUGGGGGACUUGCCGGACCCAGAUGUCCUGAAAGUUGCUGAGGCUUACAAAGACUUCACAGCAGACAUUGCUCCACUGAUAACCACCAUGGCAAUAACCGAGGAUGUUCCCCUUGUUCAGUCAGCAUUUGGACCAGUCCAGGAAGGUAGCCCCAUCUCUUACCAGCAUCCAGUACCAAUUAGUCGGGUAAUAGUCUGCCACCCAGACAGCCCCCCUCCACCACCUCUGCCAUUAGAAGGCUAUAGGCUGGAUCCCUCCACCUGUAAUUUUGUGUGUACUCAUGAACAGCAUCUCCAGUUAAUGUCACUUGCCAUUACCUUGGAUAUGGCAAGGAAGAUAGAGAUGGCUACAAGGGACCAGAGCAACAGUGUGGAGUGGCACCAAGUCAGGAAGCCGAGGCUCACUUCCUCUCGAUUUAGGGAGGUGUGCCAUGUGAGAGGGGACAGUUCUUCUCAGAACCUAGCAGAGAGAAUAUGGAAAGGUGGGGUUCAGACAGCGCUAAUGAAAAGGGGGCUGGCAUUGGAGCCUGUGGCCAUCCAAGAAUACACCAGGACGAAAAAUGUCAACUACUGGCCAUGUGGCUUUGUCAUCCACCCAGAUGCUCCUUGGCUAGGAUCCUCUCCAGAUGGUCUUGUAUUUGAUCCAACUGAGAGCCCACCAUUUGGACUGAUAGAAAUCAAGUGCCCUAAUUCCAGAAGCUAUGUGGACUGCAAGUACCUGAAGAUGCAGAGUGGCAUAUUAAAAUUAAAGCCCAGCCACAGCUACUACUGGCAAGUCCAGGGGCAGUUAUUACUCACCGGGAUGCAAUGGUGUGAUUUUAUUGUUCUGGCUGAGGAGGACAUUCUUGUGCAGCGGAUCUACAGGGAUGCUGCGGUGGCAGGGGUUAUAAGGGAGAAGGGGGAUUAUUUCUUUUUUCACUUUUACCUCGGUAAAAAAUCAGUAAAACCCAAAAUGUAG